AUGGAUAUGAUUAAAAAGGGCAAAGGUCGAAAGGUGGUGACUGUAAAUGUGGAUCCUGCAAGGGAGAAGAAAGCGAAUGAAGCCCACCACAUUAUGACUGAAGCAGCCAUACCUGUAGUUGACAGUGCCAUCAGAAAUGCCGUUCAGCAUGUGGAAGAGGCUACAAACCCCUAUAAAAACAUCGACUGGAUCACUCAUGGUGAAUUCACAGUGGAAAAAGGCCGUGAACAAAUUGACCAAUUCAUAGCGACUUGGGAGCAUGAAGGAAGCUGGGUGCAUGCCACAGAAUUUGCAGAGAAGAAAGAUUUAAUCCACUCCUUCCACUAUAUCUACCACGUAUACUGGAGUUUUACAACUCCUCCUAGACCUCUGGCAAAAUUCAGUGCUCUUGCCUACUUCAUCAUCAAGUUCAACAAAAGCAAACCUCCGCAUAUGCCUGUUGAUGUCUUGUAUUACUUCGAGGAGAGUAAACUGAUUCAUAGACCAGGAAUGAGUCGAUUUCGAGAACAAUGGCUGCAUCAUAUCAUUGACGCCAAAUAUUCUUUACUGAAGUCGAUCACCACAUUGUAACGCAGUUGCAUCUGAUUACUAAAGAAUGUUUUAGGACUGUCUCCGCAAUCGACUAUA
Messenger RNA from Ochotona curzoniae (black-lipped pika), 627 nucleotides. RefSeq names its product A-kinase anchoring protein 14 (gene AKAP14). Gene Ontology annotation, molecular function: protein kinase A regulatory subunit binding. NCBI's taxonomy places the organism in Eukaryota, Metazoa, Chordata, Mammalia, Lagomorpha, Ochotonidae. The record is from RefSeq and is a predicted model, not a curated record. Gene Ontology annotation, cellular component: cAMP-dependent protein kinase complex. The transcript has 5 exons. The coding region runs from base 1 to 570 and encodes 189 amino acids.